Protopterus annectens (West African lungfish) is the source of this 3880-nucleotide messenger RNA. It is a transcript of the gene HIF1A, whose product is annotated as hypoxia inducible factor 1 subunit alpha. NCBI's taxonomy places the organism in Eukaryota, Metazoa, Chordata, Ceratodontiformes, Protopteridae. Gene Ontology annotation, biological process: regulation of transcription by RNA polymerase II; cellular response to hypoxia. The record is from RefSeq and is a predicted model, not a curated record. Gene Ontology annotation, molecular function: DNA-binding transcription factor activity, RNA polymerase II-specific; protein dimerization activity; RNA polymerase II transcription regulatory region sequence-specific DNA binding. Gene Ontology annotation, cellular component: nucleus. The transcript has 15 exons. Bases 306 to 2747 code for a protein of 813 amino acids.
CGGGAGAGAGUGGCAAGGGCAUUGACAACAGUCGACUGGAGCACCUGGGCACGAAAUGGGCGUGUGAAAAGAAGUUCAACGGUUUGUUGACUGUGAGGCACAGACUUCGUUGUAACUUGAUCUGGGCAGAAACAAUUCUUGUGAGUGUGGGGCAGUACCAGUGACGUCAGAUGACGGCGUUUGCUCAGUCGGGAAAAGCAUUUUCUACAGUCAGUUUGCGGUAUCUUUACGUUGUAGUUAUAGACUAAUUUACAGUAGUGACACAGGCCUCUUGAAAGAAUUCUCGAUUUUCUGGAAUAUAUCUGAUGGAGACAACCAUUUGUGACAAAAAACGGAUCAGUUCAGAGCGCAGAAAAGAGAAGUCCCGUGAUGCAGCCAGGUGUAGGAGAAGCAAAGAAUCAGAGGUGUUCUAUGAGCUGGCUCAUCAAUUACCUCUUCCUCAUAAUAUCAGCUCACAUCUGGACAAAGCCUCCAUCAUGAGACUAGUAAUUAGCUACCUACGCAUGAGAGCACUUCUUAGUACAUCUAACAUUGAAGAUGAUGAGUCAGACAAGCAGCUGAACAGCUUUUAUUUAAAAGCCCUAGAUGGGUUUGUUAUGGUGCUCACAGAGGAUGGAGAUAUGAUCUAUCUUUCUGAAAAUGUAAACAGGUGCAUAGGACUUACUCAGUUUGAACUGACUGGACACAGUGUCUUUGACUUCAUGCACCCUUGUGACCAUGAGGAGCUAAGAGAAAUGCUUACACACAGAAUUGGUCCCGUGAAAAAGGGGAAAGGACAAAGUACAGAGCGUAGUUUUUUCCUCAGAAUGAAAUGUACCCUGACCAGCAGAGGUCGGACAGUAAACAUCAAGUCUGCCACUUGGAAGGUACUUCACUGCUCUGGUCAUAUUCGGGUUUAUGAAUCUGGCAGUGAUCAGACACAUUGCGGAUUCAAGGAGCCUCCACUGACUUGUCUUGUGUUAAUCUGUGAACCUAUCCCACAUCCAUCGAAUAUUGAGGUUCCAUUGGACAGCAAGACGUUUUUGAGUCGCCAUAGCUUAGACAUGAAAUUUUCCUACUGUGAUGAAAGGAUUACAGAAUUGAUGGGAUAUGACCCUGAAGAUCUCCUAAACCACUCUGUUUAUGAAUAUUACCAUGCUCUAGAUUCUGAUAAUUUAACGAAAACUCACCAUGACUUAUUUACAAAAGGGCAGGUCACCACUGGACAGUACAGAAUGCUUGCCAAGGAAGGUGGUUAUGUUUGGGUUGAAACCCAAGCAACAGUUAUUUAUAAUACUAAGAAUUCCCAGCCACAGUGCAUAGUCUGUGUGAAUUAUGUUCUGAGUGGUAUUGUUGAAAAGGGCCUCAUCUUUUCAGUUGAGCAAACCAAGAGUCUAAUGAAAUCUGUUCCUGCACUCGAUGCAGACAAGACUAAGCAUUUGUCUACAGAAAACCCUGGUCACUUGUUUGAGAAGCUGAAAGAAGAACCUGAAGCUCUUACACUUCUUGCACCUGCUCCUGGAGAUACCAUCAUUCCUUUGGAUUUUAAUAACACUGAUACAGAUGCACAGAGCCUUGACAGUGUUGCACUCUAUGAUGAUGUUAUGCUUUCAUCAGAUGAAAAAGUUCACUCUAGCAUGGAUAAGUCUCCACUGCCUGCAUCAGAAGCAGCAAAACCACUGCAAAGUGAUACAGACCCAGCACUUAAUAUGGAAGUAGUAACAAAGUUGGAACUGCCUCCUGAACCACUAGGGCUCUCCUUUACUGUAGCUCAAACACAGAAGCAACCAAACAGUCCUUCUGACCCCAGCGCUAGUCAGAACUCAACAGAGCCAAGCAGUCCCUCGGACUACUGUUUCAGAGUAGAGAGUGAUAUUGACAAUGAAUUUAAACUUGAUUUGGUGGAGAAACUUUUUGCUGUUGACACAGAGGCAAAGAAUCCAUUCUCUGCACAGGUUGAAGGUUUGGACCUAGAGAUGCUGGCUCCUUACAUUUCAAUGGAUGAUGACUACCAGUUACGCUCUUUUGAUCAGCUUCCUCCUCUUGAAAGUGACUCUGUUGAUGAAAAUAUGGCAGGCAGUGUAACCCCCGUAUUUCAGCCAACUCUAGCACCUGCCUGUACCAAUGAAGCAAUUAUGAUGACACCAGAAAUAAAAUCCUAUGUAAGCAAGUCAGUACCUGCAUCUCCUCAGUCUCCCAUCCGUGUAAUAAGAGAAAUAAGCAGUGCACCUACAUCACCUUACAGUGCCAGCAGAAGUAGAACAUCAUCUCCAGUUAGAACAAAUGCCCAGGGAAAGGGACCAACAGAGCACUUAGACCGAUCACGCCCAGGAACUCCAGUCACUUCACCUGUACUACAGGUCAUUUUCAGUCACAGAGCUGCCAGUUCAGAUCAAGAAUUGAGCCCCAAGAUGCUUGCUUUACAAAACGUACAGAGAAAGCGAAAGAUGGAAAAUGAGGGAUCCCUGUUCACUGCUGCUGGAAUUGGAGCCCUAUUUCAGGAGCAAUGUAUGAAUAACUCAUCUACUCGGAAGAGAGUGAAAGGAUACGAGUCUAGUGGCAGAAACGAAGAACAGAUGACACUUUUGUUAUCAUCAACAGAUUUGGCAAGCAGACUUUUGGGACAGUCAGUGGAGAGCAGUAAACUCCCACAGCUUACAAGUUACGACUGUGAAGUCAAUGCUCCAAUACAAGGCAACAAGAAUUUACUUCAAGGUGAAGACCUACUUAAAGCCCUUGAUCAAGUCAACUACUUACCUUCACAAUGAUCAGCUAAACUUGGACACUGGUGAUCAAGUCACCAAAAGCAUUCUAUUUAUAUUUUCUAUAUCCAGUUAUUUUAAAAGCCUGGCUACAUAGUACUGCAUCCGUUCAGCUAUCUAAUUUCAAAUCCUACUUCUCUUCCUCUGAAACAGUGGCACAACGACUUGCACACACAAAAAAAAAAAAAAAAAAAAAAAAAAAAAAACGAAACAUGGCUUGCCUGGUCAGGACAGAACUUAAUUUGGGUGUGUUGCACACACGCAUGAAAAGGAAAAAAAAAAAAGACUGUUGCAUUUGUAGUCAAGUGCGUUUAAAGUGGCUGCUCAAUUUUCUUUCAGCACUUUCUUUUGUAAGCCAUUUCCUUAUGUUGUUUUAAGACUUAUUUUAGCAGUUUUGAUUUAGGUGGCGAAUGUCUGCCCUGCAUGGGUAGCAGCUAUUAUUCCACUCAUUGAUCUAUAUAUAUAUUUUUUUUUAUUUAAAUAUAGAUAUCAUGCUUUGCAAGCAGUGCAUUGUAGCCACAGUUGCAUAUCAUUUAUUUUCUUAAAAAAAUAAAAUACCGUCAGGAUUUUCUUGCAAUAUAUUCUACAUUUAACUAUAUUUUUGUGGGAGAAAACGUACACAACUCUCUCAUGAUGAUCACAAAUGGAAUUUGUUACUUUGGGGCAUAUUGUCAUUGCUGCAAUUUUUCAGUGCAUUAUAUAAAUGGAAAUUCUUUGUCAGUGGGGGGGUGAAAAAUUGAAUAUGAUAAAAAUCAUAACUAGAUAGGUAACAGACCUGCCUCUUUUCUGCAGUUCAGAAAACCCAUGUGACCCUACCAGGAGAUUGCUGUAGGUCAUGCAGCAAGCAAUUUGCACCAUGUUGGGGGGAGAGAGAGAGAAAAAAAAAAGUUCAGCGCAUGUUAGUAUGUGUUUCACUCCCAUGCACUUUGUUAAUUUACUACGGCAUCAUGUAGGUGAAAAUUACAUUCAAGCUGUUUAUUUAGGGAAAAAGAAGCUACAUUAAGACAUAGCAUUCUCUUGUGUGAUCGUACUAUACAGUGUAUAACUUCCUUUCCCAUUCUUUGUUUUUGCGGUUUGUGGUUUAAUUUAACACUAACGUAUUACUUUGUCACAUCAAUAAACAAUAUACAUGGACCAGG